UAAAGGUAAAGUGAGGGGCGUGAAAGUAAAACCGCGGCGCUCACUAACGAGGGUGUUGGCGGGUCAGGUGACAGAGGCGGCGUGUUAAUGGUGAGAGAGAGAGAGAGAGAGAGAGAGAGAGAGAGAGAGAGUCAGACAUGCAUACAGACAGACAGAGACAGACAGACAGACUCAUACAGACAGACAGAGACUGACGGACAGACUCAUACAGACAGACAUGGAGACACUAAUAGACUCUACCUACCUGUUAUUUUUACUGUUCUUAUAUUUGUCAACCUAUAUCAGAACCUGGAUUUUUGCCAUUUGUCGUUUUCUUAGUGUUAUUUGUCACUGCGUUUGUGGUGAAGACUCCUGAAAGUUAUUGUUGGUGUGGGGAAGAAGGCAGCGAGGGUGGGUGCAGAUGUUGAGUGCUGGUGUGUUGGGUGAUAAAGUGUUGGGUGUUGACUCUGUUGAGGUGUCAAGGUGUUAGUGUUGUGGCGGUGUGAUGCGGUGCUUGCGGUGCCUGGCCCGACGCGUGGCUACUGGGUGACGGGGCCAGCGGGAAGGUCUGCCUCCGCCCGGGGGCGAGGAGGAGGACCUGAGGGAGGAGGAAGAGGGUUGUAGGGAGGGGGGGAGGCAUUGAUGUGCUGGCGAGCGUGACGCAGCGCAGCAUCUUCCCGCUAAAGGCCAAUAUGGCGACAACGGUGCUGGAGUGUGUGUGUGUGUGUGUGUGUGUGUGUGUGUCGUGGCCGGCCCAGGUGGCGAGUGCAACGCAGCCACAUAUAGCGAGCGGUGAGCGCGUGGCGGCAGUGUGUGGUGCACCUGCUCGCCGGACGGAGUCACUGUCAUCGCCGCCGCCGCCGCCGUGGUGAUGGCGCUGCGCUCCGCCUGACGCCAGCCGCGCACCAUCUGUGACCACCGCGGUGGCGUCGCUUACCAAGGGCCUACGCGGCCUGCUGGCCGAACUGGACAUGUCGCUCAGUCAGGGAGUGCAGUCCACGCUGCCAAGGUCUCAGUCCGAGAUCGUCGUGGACUUCACGAGGCCGUCCCAGGACACUGAGGAUGAGAUGAGCCACGACUCCCUCAACGAGGCCGAGCUGCUGCGGCAGUCUCUCCCGCCGGCCUCCCGCACGCCCUGCAAGAAUGCUCUCUUCGUGGACUCUGACGCAGAGGAGGAGGCGCGGCCCGGUCCCAGCGGCGCCGCAGACCCGACGGGUGCCGAGGAGACUCAAAGCGAGGCGCGGGCCAGCUCUGAGGACUCGCUCGAGGACUCCCUCAAGGGCUCCUCCGGCAGACUCUCCGAAAGGAAACUGAGGAGCCUUUUCGGGGACCCGCCCGUCAAGCCGCCCUCGCCGGGAAACUUCUCCUUCAGGAGCACCCUCGGCCUGCUGCCCUCCUCGGGGAAGCGGCGGGGGCUGCGGCAGCAGGUUAUAGUUACCUUCGCCGUCUGCCUGGGGCCCCUUGCCUGUGGGUUCGCGCUGGCCUACAACCUCACGAAGAACCCCUCGGAGCUCCUCGGGCCGCACCUGGGACCAUGGAAGACCUACGUUUAUUUCCUAGGGUGUCUGAGCGGCGGGUUCUUCUCGGGCUUCCUGGCAAACUACGGGCGGAAGGUGGUGGUGCUGGUGACCAUGGUGCCGAUGGCGCUGUCCUGGCUCCUUGUCAUCUUUGCCACGCAGGUGUGGAUGGUGUUCCUGUUCCACGCCACGUCGGGGGUGUGCACGGGCCUGGUGGUGGUGGUGGUGCAGGUGUACGUGGCGGAGGUGUCUGUGCCCAGGGUGAGGGGGGCGCUUUCCUCCGCCCCCGUGUUGGCCUUCCAGGUGGGGUCGCUCUUGUGCUUUCUGCUGGGGGAGAUCCUUGUAUGGAGGAACUUGGCCAUCGUUGGGGUCUGCGUCGCAAUGCCGGUGUUCCUGACUGUGGUCCUGUGCGCGCCCGAGUCCCCGAGGUUCCUCAUCCACAAACACCCCAACGACGCCCUCAUGACGCUCCAGUGGCUGCGCGGUGCCCAGAGUGACAUCAUGGAGGAGUAUCACGACAUCUCCGACAGCUCUGACAUCGACCGCUGGGCCAUUCACUGCGAGGAUCUUCUGCGGCCUACGUUCUGGCGGCCGCUUUUGUUGUCCUGCGGCCUCAUGUUCCUGUACAGUAUGACGGGCGUGUCGUCUUUUACCCUCUACGCCAUGGAGCUCUUCGCUGAGGUCUCCAGCGUGUACGUCAACGUGGCGUACUUCGUGGUAACGGUUGUGCUGCUCAUCGCCAUCACGCUCUCUGCUCUCCUCGUAGACCACAUUGGCAGGAAGCUCCUCCUCCUUCUCUCCCUCACCAUCAUGGCCGCCUCGUCCUUCGUGCUGGGCCUCUUUCUCUUCCUCAAGGACGUGCACCGCGUCGACAACUACUUCGUGUACCAGUGGGUGGCGGAGGUGUUCUGCGUCGUGCUCUUCACCUUCGCGUACGGGAGUGGGUUGGCGCCCAUCGCUUGGGUCACGCUCGGGGAGAUUUUCAGUCCGCAAUACAAGUGGCUAGGCGUCUCAAUGGCCUCGAUGGUGCUCUGGUCCUCCAUGCUGGCCGUCGAUGUGCUCUUUCACAGGCUUCGUCUCGCCGUGGCCACCGGAGGCAUCUUCUGGCUUCACUGCGUUGUCUGCGUCGCUGGCUACAUCUUCGUGCUGGUGUGUUUCCGCGAGCUGAAGGAGCAACGCAUUGACAGCAUCACCAAGUCGUUCGUCAAGAAGCACGACAGCCUCAUCGAGACCUUCAUAGCGCGAGUCUGAAGGGGUCUGAAUGGUUCGAUUCCCCUUGACUUCGACUUUCAAGGGUCGAGUCGUGUGCACCCUUCAUGAGAUUGCAGUGUGUGUGUGUGUGUGUGUGUGUGUGUGUGUGCUUGAAGGGUGUCAGUAAAAGUCUAAUAUGAAGGUUAUUGCCCUGAACUUCUUGUAUCUUGUUUAAUACUUUUUUUAUUUAUUUACAAUCAUUCCCGCAGUGCAAAACAACCAUUCAUUGAAAUUUUUUCCGUCUGGCGUUCCUCAUAAUGAACUCAGCGAAGAUUUGUGCGAAAAACAACAAUAACAAUAGAGGUAAAGUUACAUAAACAAUCAUAUAGACAUGUAAGGAAAAAUUAUCUAUUUAAUUAUGUAAAUAGUGUAAAUAUUAAAAUGGGGUCUCAUAUUCGUAUUGCAAGAUCUCACGUUCUCAUAAGGCUAGAGGAUAUUCGUGUCUGGGUACGGCGCUUUGACCCUCGCGUGACCUUGCUCCCAAGAUUAUUGCGUCAAGCAGAGCGGAAUGCGUUAAUGUAAAGUGAGGAAGUAAAUUUACAUGUUGACUUCACUACCAUGAAAACGGAUCCUGCCUGCCUCAGCUACAACAUGAUACGCAUAAUGCAUUAGUAUUAAGAUGACCUGCUAAAGUAACCCAACUGUUAGCAAGAGCCUUAUACUUACUGACAAAGCGUAAUACUCUUCUUGCCAGGUAAUGCUUUUUUUUUUGUAAUGUUAUGUAAUUUUUUAGUCACCUUCCAAACAAAUCACAACAAAGGACUGACUUGAAGCAAACCUUACUGAUGGAGCGAUAUUCCCUUCUUGCCAGGUAGUGUUAGUGUCACCUGACAUUCAAAUCACAAGCAAAGGACUGACUGAGAGCAAAACGGAGGUAGGAGGAAAGGAUAUAUAAAGUCACCCGGUUGCCUCUUCGAAAACGUUAAAGGAACAGCUAAAACGACGGAUGAGUAGAGUUAGAUUGUCUUUUUUUUCACAGCUAAAGAAAACGCUCAAGGGCAACAAAAAAAAGGCGUAAAAAGAAUUAGCCCGCUAAUCGCUGUUCCUACAGAGACAAAAGUUAUGAGCGGUCAAAAGAGAGGUCAGUUUCGGGAGGAGAGGUGUCUUGAUAAAUGAGAAUAAAAGAGUUGAGCUUCAACGGAUGUAGGAGAAAAGAAAAAAAAAGUCAGCCGGUUGCCCUGUCGAUAACGUUACAGGAACAGCUACAACGAUUAAUGAUUAGAGUUAGAUUUCCUUAGAAGUUAAACGGACGUAGGAGAAAAGGAAGGAAAAAGUCACCCUGUUGCAUUUUCAAAAAACAGGUUCAUAUGUAACAAUCUAACGUCUAAUAGGGACUGACAGUGUAAUUUAACGUCUAAAUGGACUAACAGUGUAAUUAUCUAACGUUUUAAUGAGGUCUGACAGUGUAAUUUAACGUCAAACAAAGGACUGACAGUGCAAUAACCUAAAGUCAAGCUAGAGAUCACAUUUUCGGAGCAUAGUCGGAGCUGAAGUCUGUUAGUAAGGCAAAGUUAGGAGCUGCGCGUGGCCUCGGUGCUCAUCUCCGUCACUUGCAUCCAAUCCAUCCCGAUCAUUCCUCCGCUUCUGUGCUCUUUAGGCGAAUCCAUCAGGAGCACAACGCCGGUCUCUUUUAAGUCUGUUGGUCUGUAGCCAUAAAAGGUAAUUAUGUUUAUGACCGCACUGACAUAAUGGGAAGGCAUUUUUCAGGGGCCACUAAUGAAUUCUGCUUCCGUGUGUGUGUGUGUGUGUGUGUGUGUGUGUGUGUGUGUGUGUGUGUGUGUGUGUGUGUGUGUGUGUGUGUGUGUGUGUGUGUGUGUGUGUGUGUGUGUGUGUGUGUGUGUGUGUAAAAGGAAGCCCCGUUGCAUUAUUUACAGUGCGAGGGAAUUAUUAGUUGCCAGGAAAUGGGAAACCUUGCUGUUGUUGUUAUUAUUAUCAUUAUUAUCAUCCUCAUCAUUAUUAUUAUUGUUAUUAUUGUUAUUCUUAUUGUUAUCGUUGUUAAGUUAUUAGUAUUUAUAAGUUCUGUUUGAAUUCUUUGUUGUAUUAAAACUGACAUCGAA
Eriocheir sinensis (Chinese mitten crab) is the source of this 4804-nucleotide messenger RNA. RefSeq names its product facilitated trehalose transporter Tret1-like. The coding region runs from base 951 to 2747 and encodes 598 amino acids. Gene Ontology annotation, biological process: transmembrane transport. Gene Ontology annotation, cellular component: membrane. Lineage: Eukaryota; Metazoa; Arthropoda; Malacostraca; Decapoda; Varunidae. Gene Ontology annotation, molecular function: transmembrane transporter activity. The transcript has 5 exons. The record is from RefSeq and is a predicted model, not a curated record.